UUGGACGAUCAGUUGGACGAUCAGUUGGUCGACCAGUUGGACGAUCAGUUGGUCGACCAGUUGGACGAUCAGUUGGUCGAUCAGUUGGACAAUCAGUUGGUUGACCAGUUGGUCGAUCAGUUGGUCGACCAGUUGGACGAUCAGUUGGUCAACCAGUUGGACGAUCAGUUGGAUGAUCAGUUGGACGAUCAGUUGGACGAUCAGUUGGUCGACCAGUUGGUCGAUCAGUUGGUCGACCAGUUGGUCGAUCAGUUGGUCGACCAGUUGGUCGAUCAGUUGGACGAUCAGUUGGUCGAUCAGUUGGACGAUCAGUUGGACGAUCAGUUGGACGAUCAGUUGGACGAUCAGUUGGUCGACCAGGUGGUCGAUCAGUGGGUCGACCAGUUGGUCGAUCAGUUGGUUGAUCAGUUGGUCGAUCAGUUGGUCGAUCAGUUGGACGAUCAGUUGGUCGAUCAGUUGGUCGAUCAAUUGGUCGAUCAGUUGGUCGAUCAGUUGGACGAUAAGUUGCCCAACCAGUGUCCCGAUUAUAUAUAUAUAUAUUGCCCAACCAGUGUCCCGAUUAUAUAUAUAAAAAUGAACCUGUUUGAAGGACUGAAUGAAAAUCUUUUUAUGAAAUUAGUUGCGAUUGAAGGUGAUGUUACUGCUCCAAAUUUAGGCAUUCAUGCUGAAAAAAAAAGAAUGCUACAAGAACAGGUGUCCAUCAUUGUACAUACAGCUGCUACAAUAGAUAUAAAUGCAACGUUACGAGAUGCCUACCAUGUAAAUGUAACUGGUACAGAAAACCUUCUUGCGGUCGCCAAAGAUAUGAAGAAAUUACAGGCUUUUUUACACUUAUCAACUUUUUAUUGCUGUAUGACAGAUGAAAAAACCACUAUUGAAGAAAAGUUGUAUUCCCCACCAUUGUAUGUAAAAGAUGUUCCAAAAGUACUAGAGAAAUAUGGGCAUAUGCGAUUUCCUCCCCAAAGUGUUUUGGUUGGGUGUAGUAAAAAAGAUCCCUACAAGGGAUGGAUGGAUGUUUUUAAUAUCCACUCAUCUAUUCUGACCGCAAUUUCAAAUGGUCUUCUUCGACUAUUAAGUAUUAACAAAAAUACUGUUUGGGAUUUUAUACCAGUUGAUUAUGUUGCGAAUCUAAUGAUUUUAGCAGCCACCAAAUGUAAAAAAUCAACUGAAGUAGAUAUUUACAACUGUGCUUCUAGCGGCAUUAACCCAGUGACGAUUUCAUCAGCUGCUUCUAUAUUUAUAUCAGAUUUCGUAACUAACAAAAAGAGACAACAACCUAUAUUUUCCAAUGGCGUUUGGCUGUGUGGUAAUUGUUCAGACAUAAAUGAAGCAAAUAUUAUAUAUAAUGAAUCCUAUGACGUUGAAACCUCAAAUGAUGAAAUGGAAUUACAGAUUGGGUUCGCAAUGGAUAGUAUGCGAUGCAUUAAAAUUAAAACUGAUGAAGACAGCAAAGUCGCACGUGCUAGCGGUGCAUGUACAAAUGCUGUGAAUGAUGAAGGUCUGACGAAGGAUAGCAAAAUUAACACUUGA
Molecule: messenger RNA, 1530 nt
Organism: Danaus chrysippus (African queen)
Lineage: Eukaryota; Metazoa; Arthropoda; Insecta; Lepidoptera; Nymphalidae
Source: the annotation of a GenBank genome assembly